Molecule: messenger RNA, 828 nt
Organism: Brassica oleracea var. oleracea
Lineage: Eukaryota; Viridiplantae; Streptophyta; Magnoliopsida; Brassicales; Brassicaceae
Product: putative F-box protein At2g02030
Exons: 1
Coding region: 54-743 (229 amino acids)
Source: RefSeq, a predicted model, not a curated record
GACUUGAAGAUGAUGGUCAGCCUCCUGUUCCAGUUCCAUUCAUAUCAUUUACUAUGUUUGGAUUUGGGAAAGACAACGUCACAGGACGAUAUAAGAUAGUGUGGCUAUAUAAUAUAUAUCCUGCUACCUUGAACAAGAAGAAGAAGACAAGAUGCGAGGUUUUCGAUUUAGAGGAACGGAGAUGGAGAUUCGUGACUACCAGACCUCUUGAUCAUCACCAAAUCUUGUCUAAUCAGAGGCCACCGUGUGCAAACGGAUUAUUAUACUGGCUCACGGGAGAUGAACAAGGAUACCCAUCAACACAAACCAAACUCAUAGUUUUCGAUAUUCAUACAGAGAUGUUUCAAGUCACCUCAACACCACCUUUUAUUACCCCUGAUGCCUCUAGUGACAAAAUUGGUUUAUGUAAUCUUAACGGUCGUCUCUGCAUUUCUGAGCUCAAGGGAGAUUGUAAGCAAGAGUUUUGGUGGAGGGUUGAAGAAUGCAACAAGUGGGAGAGAAUCUUCUCAGUUGACUUGAAUUCUACUUCCUGUUGGUUUGGUGGUAUCACUUCACAGCCUCUCACACCUUUGGCCAUUUCCAGGGAUAACAAUAAAGUCGUCCUCUCGCUUUCCUAUCAAGAAAGCCUUGUUGACUUUGAUCUUGAUCCUGACUCGACUGUUUAUCAUUUGUAUUAUUCUGGUUACUAUGGCUUGGCUAUUCCUUAUUUUCCAAGUUUAUCACUAGUUCAUGCAACUUUCUAGCUCUCUAUUUUAUUUUUUUCUGAAACUAUUUAUCUUCUUCAGUAACAUUAAAAUGUGUUUUUAUAUUCAAUGAGCACUUCUUAUU